Messenger RNA from Exophiala viscosa, 923 nucleotides. RefSeq lists its product as uncharacterized. NCBI's taxonomy places the organism in Eukaryota, Fungi, Ascomycota, Eurotiomycetes, Chaetothyriales, Herpotrichiellaceae. The transcript has a single exon. The coding region runs from base 242 to 634 and encodes 130 amino acids. The record is from RefSeq and is a predicted model, not a curated record.
AUGCAGAGCAACGCAGAAAUGCUACACAGCUGGUGUAUUUCACCGGGCUGUGCAGAUGUGUCUUGCGUGGAUAACCCCGUCUGCCCGGUCUGCCUGGCUACCUUUAUCUGGACACAGAACCCAAUGUCCGCAAUUGAUAUGAGGACAGAGACCACUGGCGAGGUCACCUGUGCAAGUCAGAACAAUUCGACCAGACAAGAGGUGUUUGCCGACAAAAGAACAGUGUAGCAAGAACUAUAACAUGCACACAUCCAUAGUCAUUACUGCCCUUGUGGUCAGUCGUUGCGUCUGCGCCGCCACGAUCCAGAACAACCACAUUGAGCGCGAUGUGUCUGCCAUAUCGGUCGACAUCGCCGAAAUGUUCUCGACGAAGAUCAAUUCCACCAUACCUCUAGCAAGUCCUACAGACGGUCUGCUGUACGUGCCUGACAGAUAUCUCAUGUACUCGGGCAACCCUGAUUCGUGGCCGACAAUGGACUCAUGGCUGUCUUUUGAGAAGAUGUGGUCACGCAACGAACCUUUCAUUGGGCAAAGUUGCGCGAACAACGUCGAGUCAAAUACCGCUGAUGAGACCGCAACCAUCCUGGCUGGCAUCCAUAAACCUCGAGUGGAGUUGACCGGAGAUACAUUCUAGCCGUCAUGCUUCAAGAGUCAAACGGUUGUGUCCGCGUCCCGACUACUGUCUCUCAGGCACCCGUUCCCAUCUCCAAUCGUGGCCUCUUCCAAAGCUACAACUGCACCGGCACCUGCAAUGACAACGGCAAGCUGGAAACUCCGUGUCCUUCGACCCGGAUGAUUCAAAUGAUGGUCGACGGGGUCGUGUCGCUGGACACUGAUGACUCCUAUGGACGGACUGGGAACGGUCUCGUCCAAGCCUUCAAUCAUAUGAAUGGGACCACCAAGGCCGCCCGGUAUUACCGAGC